Westerdykella ornata is the source of this 1582-nucleotide messenger RNA. RefSeq names its product uridine-2'-O--methyltransferase TRM7. The record is from RefSeq and is a predicted model, not a curated record. Gene Ontology annotation, molecular function: tRNA methyltransferase activity. The transcript has a single exon. Gene Ontology annotation, biological process: cytoplasmic translation; tRNA methylation. Lineage: Eukaryota; Fungi; Ascomycota; Dothideomycetes; Pleosporales; Sporormiaceae. Gene Ontology annotation, cellular component: cytoplasm. The coding region runs from base 174 to 1328 and encodes 384 amino acids.
CACGCAUCGCAAAACGAGGUCCCUAGGCGUACGGCGAAUAUUGUGAAGGCCACAUAGGAAUUUAAUUAUUUCGAAUUGCUGUAUUGCACGAUCAGCACAACUGGCAUUUCACGCAAACCCGGGAUAAUUCUCCUUCGUAAUCCCCUAGGGCUCCUCACCCUACCCACACCAAGAUGGGCAAAUCGUCCAAAGAUAAGCGGGAUGCAUACUAUCGACUCGCCAAAGAGGAGGGAUGGCGCGCCCGCUCAGCGUACAAGCUCGUCCAACUAGACGAAGAAUUCAACCUCUUCGAAAAUGUCACCCGUGUUGUGGACCUCUGUGCAGCACCCGGGAGUUGGUCGCAAGUGCUAUCAAGAGUGCUCAUCAAAGGUGAAAAGUUCGGAAGAGCGGGCUGGGAGAGGAAGCAGGAGGAGAUGAGGAGGUAUGUCCUGGGUGAUGAGAACAAGGAGAAUGCGAGGGAAGAGUCAGAAAUUGCCGCACAAAAGCAGGAGAACAAGGAACCUAGGAAAGACGUCCGCAUCGUAGCCAUCGAUCUGCAGCCAAUGUCUCCUUUGGAAGGGGUCACGACUCUUAGAGCGGACAUCACGCAUCCUUCCACCAUACCCCUCCUCUUGCGAGCACUGGACCCUUCCUCAACGUCGGCAUCAUCAUCGCCAACACACUCGGUCGACCUAGUCAUUUCGGACGGUGCCCCUGAUGUAACAGGCCUACACGACUUGGACAUCUACGUCCAAUCCCAGCUUCUGUGGGCAGCGCUGAACCUGGCUCUCUGUGUACUGAAGCCUGGAGGCAAAUUCGUGGCCAAAAUCUUCCGUGGCAAAGACGUCGAUUUGCUGCUUGCGCAGCUGAAGAUUGUGUUUCACCGGGUGAGGGUCGCGAAGCCGAGGAGUAGUAGGGCAAGCAGUAUUGAGGCCUUUGUGGUUUGCGAGGGCUUUUGCCCGCCUGAAGGGUUUACCGCGAGUUUGGACAAGCCUUUGGGCGGUAGUGCUGGUUUGGGUAUUGAGAAGAAGAAAGAGAAGACUGAGCCUAAGAGGACUGUGAGAGAAGAUGGUGCAGUGGAGAUCGAAUUGGGCUCCGAAAGCGACGAGGAGGGACAGGAGGAUGAUAUUCAAGAUGGAGGUGCUCGGUGGAUUGCCCCAUUCCUAGCUUGCGGCGAUCUUUCUGCAUUUGACUCGGACGCUACAUAUCACCUGCCCAAGGAUAGAGUCAGUCUGGAUCCCAUACAGCCACCCACGGCACCACCUUAUAAGCGGGCCCUGGAGAUGAGGAAGCUGGCUGGAGGAGCAUAUGGGAAGACCAAAUUACACGAGCAUCCGGACACUACAUAAUAAGAAUCACGAGUCGCUCUGUGUCUGCGUUCGGCCAACAAUUCAGCAGAAUCUGUUUCAUGGUGUGCUCUCGCAUGUACUCAUACGGCAGCCAGCGCGAUUCGUCAUCGUCUUUGUUUUCCUCAAUAAACCCUCUGUGCGAACCCCAUCUCGUUCCUCCCCAAAUCGAACACCGCAACGACAUUCUUCAAAAACGCAUCUCCCAAAACCGGAUUCCCACCCCCAACUUUCUGUACACUCAUCACACAAGUCCC